This is a messenger RNA of Calypte anna (Anna's hummingbird), 954 nucleotides long. It is a transcript of the gene SELENOS, whose product is annotated as selenoprotein S. The transcript has 7 exons. Gene Ontology annotation, cellular component: Derlin-1 retrotranslocation complex; endoplasmic reticulum membrane; Derlin-1-VIMP complex. Bases 18 to 545 code for a protein of 175 amino acids. The record is from RefSeq and is a predicted model, not a curated record. Gene Ontology annotation, biological process: retrograde protein transport, ER to cytosol; endoplasmic reticulum unfolded protein response. Lineage: Eukaryota; Metazoa; Chordata; Aves; Apodiformes; Trochilidae.
GUGUGGGAGGACCCGGGAUGGGAUGGGAGGAUCUGGAGCUCCUGAUCCACACGGUGUGCUCCCUGCUGUCCAACUAUGGCUGGUUCAUCCUCUUGGCCGCUGUCGUCAUCUAUUUCCUCAUCCAGAUGGUAUCCCAGAGCCUGGCGGGCAGGCCCGGCAGCCAGCAGGGAGCAGCCGAGGCGGCUGUGGAGCCUGACUUGGUGGUGAGGAGGCAGGAAGCCUUGGCAGCAGCUCGCCUCAGGAUGCAGGAGGAGCUGAAUGCACAAGCAGAAAGAUACAAAGAAAAACAAAGACAGCUUGAAGAAGAGAAGCGAAGGCAGAAGAUAGCAAUGUGGGAAAGUAUGCAGGAAGGAAAGAGCUAUAAAGGAAACCUGAAGCUGAACCAGCAAGAAGCAGAAUCUGCUGCCUCCACCUCUUCAGCAGUCCCCAAAUCCAAACCCAACAAAAAACCCUUGAGAGGAGGGGGCUAUAACCCCCUGUCUGGUGAAGGAGGUGGCACUUGUUCCUGGAGGCCAGGCCGGAGAGGUCCAUCAGCAGGAGGAUGAGGUUAACCUCCCAGCAGCUUUGAUCUUCCCCACUGUCUAACUGCCUACAGGUUGCAUGUCACAGUGACUCCUUGGGGCUGGGGCUUAGUGCUGCUGUGGACUUGAAACCUGAUUUACACCAUUUCCAAACAGCAGUGAAGAAACUGAGACUACACAAGAAAAAAACACCUGGUCCUUUGAGAGUGGCUGAAGACAAUUUGGGUGCCAUCAGUUCAUUUUCACUCUUCCAUAGAGGGGAAGAAUGGUCUCCAGCUCAAGCCUCCACCUGAGAAUGUGAGACCUGGGUUCUGUGGCUGUUCAGGAGACAGGUCUUGGGCAAACUGAAUUAACUACACUUGGUUUACCUCAGUAAAAUGAGGAUAUUUACCAUCCUCAGACAUGUGUUACCAGAGAGUUGCUGUGUUUGGCA